AUAUGUUUGACGUUUGUUUUUGACGUUUGGUUGAUCGCCCAUGGAACUCACACAUUCUCGCGGUUUAAAAUUGUGUGCCUAUGAAAGCUUCACCGUAAAAUUUUUUAUAAUAAUAAAUCAGUAAUUCUUAUGUUGUAAUGCGUGUUUGAAUAAUUUACUUGGCCGGUACAUUAUAGUGUUUGUUUAUCACAUUGAAAAUUGUAACAAAGAUUAACGGUAAUGGCUGAGGAGAUGGUGCAAAUAAAACAAGAACCGCUAGAGAUAAUCUACGCUGCGGAAAUGGACGAUAUUGAAGGUGACGCCACUAAUCAAAGCAGCAGCAGCAGAAGUAAUGAAGGUUCUUUUGAUGUUAGCGACAAAAGGGCGUAUAGCCUUAUAAAAGCUGUUAAUACGGGCAAUUUCAGUGCUAAUGUUACAAUUAAAGUUGAACCAGAUUUAUACGAAUAUACAAAUGCGGAAGCAACAGAAUUCGAUGAUGAUAUUAACCAACAGAAUUCAAUGAGUUCAGCAAGCAUGGCACAAAAUGUGCAAGUAAAGGAGGAGCCCGUAGAUGAUUACUUACAUAUUGCUGAGGAUUGCAACAUGUCUGAAAACUUACCAUACUCUGCCAAUGUUACUCCCACGGAUGAGGAUCAACUAAACCUACUAACAAACGAUUUUCAAGUAGUAGACGAACAUGAAAAUAUUAUAACUAUAACGGCAACUGAUUUAUCACCAAAUAACACAGAGUUGGCCUAUAUGCCAAAACUUAAACAGAAUGGCCCCAUGUGUAAUCGCAGAACUAAAAAGUAUAUGUGCAAAAUAUGCUUAAAACGUUGUUUUGAAGAAAUCCAUUAUAGACAACACAUGGAGCAGCAUAGAAAGAACCGUUUAUAUUGUACUAGAAAAGCAUGUGACAACUGGUUUUUUACACUAGAAGAAUGUGAGAAUCAUGAACAACUUGUACAUGAUAUAAAACAUUUAAAAUGCGACGUUUGUAAUCAUAAAUUCCAAAACUUCGAACAAAUGUGCCAACACAAAGAAACCAUGCAUAGCAAAUUGAAACGUUUUGUUUGUUCUAUGUGCCGGGACUGGUUCAUAAGUAAGAUCGAGCUGCACGAACAUUGGCAAUCAUUACCCGAUAGAUGUGGACGUAUGAUCAGCAUUCUCAAUGAAACGCCAAAGCUGACGAAAAGCAUAGAAGAAGUACUUACAACCAACACUUAUAAAUUUAAAAAUGCUACCUCUUACGCACCUGCCGGUUUGAAAUUGAGAUUGAAGCCAACAUUAUUCAAAAAUACAGAUCAGCAAUCUAACACAAAAAUGCUAGAUGAUACAGUUGAGAUUAAGACAGAACCUGUAGAUUACGAAAUGAUUCUACCUGAUUUUCCAGUCAAAGUUAAGAGAGAAUCUACAAAUAACACUGAAAUCAAUAAAAGUUCUCUAGCAUCAGAAGAACGGGUUGGACCGCCACUCAAAUUGCGCAUACGUAAGGAAUUGCUAACUCCAGCCGCAAGUGAAAGUGAAAAUGUAGUAUCUACAUCGACACAAGAAGUUAAAACAAAUCCCUUGAGUCACCUACUGGCACAACGUAUUACCUCCAAAUUCUCUCUUAAAAGUGUUCCAAAGUACUUUAAUUUAGCAAACAAGGCAGGCGAAGAAAAAAUAAAAAAACCGGCACACACAACUUCGCCUCAAUCGCUACUGAAAUCAUCGGUAGCAUUACAACAAAGAAAUACGAAUGCGACGCAAACCGCAAAAGUUUCACCGAAGAGUGAACACAUGCCAAAAAUGUUAAAAUUAUCGUCGAAUUUCAAGAUUGUAAAGAUGUUACCCAAAGAUACGCAACCGACUUUGGUUAAGUUGGGCAUUAACAAUCCCUUACAGCAGGCAACCACAAAGCGUACAUUGCCCAAAGCUAAUACGCCGCAAGUAUCAUUGCUCGCCAAAACUGAAAAGCUCAUGCCAAUGCCAGAAACGGCACUUAAUUGGCAAAAGGAUGCCACUAACAAUAGGCAAUUUGCAAUACAACAAGUUGAAGUGCCACCGUUGAAUAAAGUGGUUGCCGCCGCUAAGCUAGAAUCGGUAACUAAAACAAAUACAGAAAUAAGUUUAACAGAACUACUAAAUGAUGUGAUAGUGCAUAAAAGUGAGCAAAAUGCUGAAAUGAUAGCACAAAAUAUUGAUAUAAAAACCGAGAAUAUUAAAACUGAGUUCGAUGAGGAUAUGAUAACGCUGCAAUACGAUGAUGAUUUAUCGGCAGCCACUUUUAGCGACAGUAGCAGCAAUGCAACAUCCUUACGUAUUUACCGAGAAGAUGGAGACUUGCCGCCAAGACCACGUUCACCACACUUAACCCGCAAUCGGUGCAGAAGCAAACCUAAAGUUAAUCCUGAAGGUUAUAUUUGUCCGAAAUGUAGCCGCCGCUAUUCAACGCGAUCCAUGAUCAGAGAACAUAUGCGUAAUAGUUGUGGACGCAAUCCACAACACGAAUGCGAUGUCUGUCACAAAUUUUUCUUCUCGACCAGCACGCUGAAUUGUCAUCGCACCAUACAUACGGGCGUAUUGCCGCAUAAGUGCAACUACUGUGAUAAACGUUUUCGCACACGCGGUCAAGUUACUGUACAUCAUCGCACACAUACCGGCGAACGUCCAUUCGUUUGCGAGAUUUGCUCACAAAGUUUCACGCAUCGGGAAACGCUGAUUUCACAUUUGUCGCGCCACAUUGGCAUGAAACGUUACAAAUGUUAUGGCUGUAACAAACAAUUCUCCUGUAUCAGCGGUCUAAGUAUGCAUCGUGCCACACGUCCGGAAACUUGUGGACAAUUUGAAUUAAAUACGCGUGCGAUUGGUCCACGCGUACGUGUCAUACGUGGACGUGUCGUGUUCGAACCACAACCGGCCGACCCAGAUGAUGAUGCUGCUGAAGGUGAUGAUGACAUGAAUGCUGAUACUGUUGAUGUACCAGAGGUUUUAUCGGAAAUUCAAAACAAAUAACAAAUAGUUGUUUAUCUUUUUAAUUAAAUUGUUAUAUGAUUCGUAGUUAACGAAUUCGAUUGUGUAUAUACUAGUUAUGCUGAAAUUGUAUGGAAAUUAUGUUUUGCGAAGCCAAUAGGUUAUAUUGUUACUCGAUAUGCUAAAAUAUUGCGAUUUCUUACUAAAAACUGUAGUUAUUAAGUUUCCACAUUGUUUAUUAUAUUGUGUAACAAUUACUCACACUAUAGUAUAGCUAGUUUGUAGGUAUGUGCGUUGUUUUUAUAGAUUAACACGCACACAUGCAUAUAUUUACUUUAGAGAUAAGUGUCUUCAGAGGAUCAUAAAUAUUUUUUUGAAAUAAAUUGUUUAUAAAUUAAAAUAUUUGGUA
Bactrocera dorsalis (oriental fruit fly) is the source of this 3343-nucleotide messenger RNA. RefSeq lists its product as uncharacterized. Lineage: Eukaryota; Metazoa; Arthropoda; Insecta; Diptera; Tephritidae. Gene Ontology annotation, biological process: regulation of transcription by RNA polymerase II. The record is from RefSeq and is a predicted model, not a curated record. Gene Ontology annotation, molecular function: DNA-binding transcription factor activity; RNA polymerase II cis-regulatory region sequence-specific DNA binding. The transcript is spliced from 6 exons. Bases 220 to 2976 code for a protein of 918 amino acids.